AUGACGGACUGCCAAGACCCCGAGAUGGAACAAGGUUCCAACUUGCCGUUGCCUCCUGGUAUUGACGGCGAAGAGACAAAUGAGCCGCAAGUCGAGUCCGAACUAGAAAGCCCAAGUACACUUGCAGAGAAAGUCCUUGCCGAAGCACAGCAGGCUUUAGCUGAUAGCUGUGAUGUUAGCCGGGGUGACUACCUCUUCGGAGGUCCAGAUCUCGACCCCGAAAUUGAGAAUGGCCACGCUGGAUCUGAGGGAGAGGUUGACGGGAGACGCAUCAUGGAUGAAAUUCCUGCCCCUUCACCUGGACAGCUUGACACUUUCAAUAGCUUGGUUACGCAGGCUACGCUUAGUGCCGACGUCAGCGACGGGCUGAAGUUGCCGUGGGAGCAGGGAAUUUUCAAAACUAUUUUUGAUGACGCCCCACUAUGGGGGCUCCCAGAAAUCCCUCAAAUCUCCCAGUCAACAUGUGGACAAUAUCCAGAACCUGAAGAACUUGAGAUUGACUAUCCAUAUCCAGAGCCCAGAGCCAAAGUGGCACGGACAUCUCGGGUGGUGCAUGGCCUUUAUGACAGAGCGAUCAGCUUCGGUCUGACUUUAACCGACCAAGAAAUUGACAAGAACAAGUGGGCACGAUCUCUGGAAAAAUUGUACACGCUCUUCACUGUGAAUUCUUCCAGCUGCCCUGAAAGUCUGAAGUUGGUAGCCGAUGACAUGGAACAGAACCUUGCCCGCAUCAGACAUCUCUGUGGCCUUAAGAGCUCAGGGACAAUCUUGAAGCGUGCAAACAGCUUGCUACGAUAUGUGGCGUGGCACAGAUCAUUCUACUACCAGCGACAGCCCUUUCCUUUCGCCUUUAACUGUGCAUGUUUGAAAAACACCGAAAUGAACCUGUUCGACCGGUACGCGGCGGGCUCCUUUCUGUUCGCUAUUUACGCUCGAUGCCGCUGGUCAGACAUGCGAGCUGUCAACUCGUUCGACUUUGACGUUUCAACAGAAGAAAAUCACGUGCAUGGUUUCCUUGGAUUUACAACUUUCAAUCACAAAACGGCAUCGCAAGUUGCCAGACAUGGCUUACCUUUGCCCUUAGUUGCCCCAAUCUGGGGCCUUGAAGCCCCGGCCUGGGGCUUGAUGUGGAAGAAGGUAGCUCGAGAAGCCGGGGUGGACUUCAGCGAAGCCUUCGCGGGCCCAGUGCUGCCGGCUCCCCUCAAAAAUGGAACAUGGGGGUCGCGUUCAGUUGGAUCCAGUGAAGCGAGCAAAUGGCUUCUUGCCCUACUCAACAAAGUCAGCGACAACCUGGAGACAGUGUCAUCGCACUCCCUAAAGUGCACUACACUCUCAUGGUUAGCAAAAGCUGGAGCGGACGAAGCCCACAGGUUGGUGCUAGGACACCACAGCAGUGGGCGAGGAUCCCUGGAGAUCUAUUCCAGGGACAUGCUCGCAGCCCCUUUGCGCACUCUCGAGGGGGUCCUCAGACAGAUCCGUGUUGGGGCACUCCAACCAGAUCGCACUCGGUCUGGAAUUAUCCAGAAACCCACAAGAGAUGAUUGUAGAGACACAGAUCCUCAGAACAGCGGCACAGAAGAACAGCCUGGACGGGAGGCAUCCAGCAGUUCAUCUUCUUCAUCUACAUCAAGCUCAGACUCCGACUCAGCCGACAAUGAGUCAGAUGCGGAAGACCAGAUUGGGCAUUGGGCCAAGCUCUCCCAGGACAACAAACACCAACAGUCUUGGGGCAUUCGAACGAUGUACCAGCAUAAGCUGAGCAAAGUCGUGCACCUAGAAGCAGACUCCGAGAAACGCCAGUUUGAGUGCGGCAUCAUAGCAUCGCAUGAGCACGAAAUCGUGACACAAACUCUUUUCCUCGCCACUUCGUUGGUGUACUCCACUGACGCCUUGACGUCUCGGGCCAAGAAAGCCGGCUUGAGCCAAGAGGAGAUCGAUGCCAUUUUGGCGAGCAAUGUGAAAAGCCUUGCGCAACUUGCAUUUGCAGUCUCGCCUCCAGGUGCGUCUCCGUCAGAUAAUGCUGUUCGUGCUUUCUUUGGAGGAUCAGUAGCUGUCAACCUUGCCACCAUCACUUCGUUCAAGCUCCUUGUUUUUGAAGCCCAUACGUUGGUGGUAGCCAACAUCAAAUCAGAAGUCACCAAGCGUGACGAACCAGCCACUCAUAGUGUCCUUCCGCCAGCUGAGAGGGAUCGUCGCAUCCGUGAGCAGACAAAUCGCCUCAAAGGCUUGAGGUUCCGAGGGGACGAAGAAUGCGCCCAUAGCAACUAUGACCUCGUUUUUUCCUUGAUCGAAAAGGACACUUUGCUUUACAUUCACCCAGAAAAGUUCAUUACUCGCCGUUGUGAACUCCAACAGAAACGGCCAAGCAAGGAGGUCGUCCUUGACCACAACUCACUGACGGUGAAAGAAAAGCAGAGUGAGCUGACAUGUUCCACCCGCACGGAACUUGAAUUGUUCCAAGCCAUGAGUUUCAGAACAAUUGGUAUUCACCGAAAUCCAGAGGAUUUCGUCAAAGAUGCCCUGGCUUGCAAACAUCCAAGCACUGCAAGUGAUGAGUUGCCACCCCCUAUGUUGAGGGCGAUCAAGUUCACGACGGAACACACUCCUGAGCAUGUUGGCAAGACCAGAUCCUCUGUUCUCAGAGAAAUGGUGGCCAAAGCAAGGGAGCUGACUCAAGGCGAGGAAGAUCUGAAAAGCAGCCUGUCAGUGCGCAGGAGAGAAGAGCUGUGCCUUUUCAUCGGAGAGAUCCUUGAGAAGGGAACUCUGAGCCGGCCAGAUGCCGAGCGCCUUCGAGGGCGGCUGCAGUUCGCCUCAAACCAUCUCUUCGGCAGAAGGUUCAAGAACUGUCUGCGUGAGCUCAAUACACAUAUAUCUCGAGGCUUCAAAAGUUUGACGCCCUUGCGCAUGAUAUCCCACGUGCUGGAGUUGAACAAACCACGCGUGGUGGACACUUGUCAUUUUGAGUGGGUGCAUCUCUACGUGGACGCGGCGUACGAGCCGGCGGGGCAGUCUGGAAUAGGCGGCUUACUUCUGGUCGUCGAAUCCUUGAGUGACAUGAAAAGGACCAGGGUGGACCUUUUGACUAUGUGGAAGAAAUGCUUGGAAGAAGUGAGAGACGUCACCCUUUACACAGGGGAAUGGCGCGAUGACGUCGGCUGA
Cladocopium goreaui is the source of this 3159-nucleotide messenger RNA. NCBI's taxonomy places the organism in Eukaryota, Dinophyceae, Suessiales, Symbiodiniaceae. The record is from the annotation of a GenBank genome assembly.